CUGACAACCGAGGGCUCGCUUUGCAUCACCGAGAGGAGUGGCCCCGAGACCCCUUUUCACACGAGUCCGAACAAGCCCAGUUCCGUAGACAGCCUUGGCUCGAGUCCCGCAAAGGACGACAUCGACGAGGACCUGGAGCAGGCCUUCAACAUGCAGCAAGCCGUGGUCAACUCGAUCGCCAACUUGGAGGAACAGCGCGCCAGCAAAUCAACCGAGAGCAUGAUCCAGUCGGCGCUAGACCGAGGAGCAUCCGGUGGGUCACAAUUUUGUGCAGGGUUCAAGAAAAAUCCAUCCCAACUGUAUCCUUCCGAGACCCCCGGCAUGGUUGGACGAGUUGCUGAUCUUGCCCUGCUCGAACAUUUGUUGUUGUCUGCCGGUCUGGACAGAAUGCUGGUCUUCUAUACGGAGCAUCAUUUCUGCUCGAUACCUUUGCAGAAUCUCCUUUUAGCCACGGCACGAAGAGCAAUUUCCCAGCGUCUUUCUCACAUAGACCGGACCUACGAGGAGAGACUUGGUGAAAUGCUGUUAAAUAGGUUGGAUUUUCAAGGUGUUCCAUCUACACCAAUCUCACGAAAAAAUGUCUUCGAAUGGUCUUGGUUUGCCUGGAACACCACACCUGAGCCACGGGCACCCAAGACUGUGGUUCAGAGUGGCAAAGUUUACAGUUUUGGAUCUCUUCGUCAU
Molecule: messenger RNA, 684 nt
Organism: Protopolystoma xenopodis
Lineage: Eukaryota; Metazoa; Platyhelminthes; Monogenea; Polystomatidea; Polystomatidae
Source: the annotation of a GenBank genome assembly